AUGCAGCACAUGCAGCGUCCGACCUGCACCAACGUGCGCAUUCGAUCCACUCAAGAUGCCCACCAGAUUUUCUACGCUGUUCAGCUGGGCCUACUACAAAUGGUGACGAGGCGAUUAGAUGCGGACGAGCGUCUUGCCUUACGCUCCGGGUGUAUCUACGCAUGGGAGGAACGGGGGCCGCACACAGAGAUAACAGGCCUGGGCAUCGAAAGAUUCACGGAGGGCCGACGUUGGAGUCCAUCACGGGUCCGAGACGAAUUUUUAUUCUACUAUGAGAAGUACACCCCGUCAACGGACGGUAAUCAACGAAGUUCCGACAGCAAACCCCCUCCGCGGGAUUGGGACCCUCUCGUCAAGCAGACCUAUUCAGUCUAUGUGGACACAAACAAAGGUCGUAGAAAAUGGCAUCUGAACCAGCUCGGCACCGUAGACGAUAUCGAUGGCGUCGGCAAUCUUGAAGUCCCAGACGGCCUGUUCAAGAGUACACGAGUCGGCAAGAACAGGAAGAACGAAGAAUCUGGUCGUCCUGGCGAAUCGUCGAGUGUGGGACCAUCUAGUGCUCCCUCCCGCACAUACUCUGCCUUCCCAACUCCAUAUUCCAACCACCUGAGCCAACCAGGCACGCCGUCCGGCUCUCAAUCUCUCCACAUGUACCAACCAUACCCAAAUGCCAACUACACACCAGGCUAUCACUCUCCCGUCUAUUCCCCCGCGGCGGCUCACAGAACAACGUUGCCUCCCCUUAGUAGGAACUACACAUCGCCCGACCCUCCCCCACGACUUUCCCCCGCUGCCGGGCCUCAGUACGGUGAAUACAGCCAGCCUCCCGCUUUGUCGGAACGAAGCUGGUCAUCUACAAGCUCUACGCAUCGCAACUCGGAUGCGUACUACUCUGAUGAUCCCAAUUCUCCAGCAGGAUCAUAUCGUUCGCUCGCCCCACCCCAUUCCCACACAUCCCAGCCUCCGUCCCAGCCACAGUCUGUGUAUUCGGCUGACUCCCCUCGAACGCCAGUGGAUGCCCAUCAGCCACUACCACCGUGGCCGGUGACACUGGGAACGGAGAUUAAUCGAUCUGAUGUUCGCGCUCCAUAUUCUUCACGGCAUUACGUUACGGACAGGUCGUACACAUAUCUCCCUCCCACCGCUGUGGAUUCUCAUCCUUCCAUUCCUCGUGCUCAUUCCCCUCACGAUCACCGUCCAGCUUCGAUAAACUCUGCCUUCGCGACGCAUGCUGUUCCACCAAUCGUCGUCCCGGAGGCUACAUACGAUGCCCCCUCACCAACGAGCUCGAUGGAGUCCGACGAGAGGCGCGGAAGCGUCGGGCCCAGCCGCCGAGUCGAUCUUGCGCCUCUCCAUGCACUUCAACGCAGCCAUCCGUACCGCCGAGACCCCGUUGACGACCGCGCCUUGCGACGCCUUGGCCCACGAUCCUCCUGA
This is a messenger RNA of Pleurotus ostreatus (oyster mushroom), 1437 nucleotides long. RefSeq lists its product as uncharacterized. NCBI's taxonomy places the organism in Eukaryota, Fungi, Basidiomycota, Agaricomycetes, Agaricales, Pleurotaceae. Bases 1 to 1437 code for a protein of 478 amino acids. Gene Ontology annotation, molecular function: DNA binding. The record is from RefSeq and is a predicted model, not a curated record. The transcript is spliced from 4 exons.